GAGGAGGGACCGGAAGUGGGUUUUCGUAACCCGGAAGGGGGAUCUUUCCCUGGCUGUAAUAUUGAUGUUUUCGAGCUGCUGCUGCUGCUUUUGCGGCUAAGAAGAGAACAGUCGCAGAAGGAUGGUGUGCGAAAAAUGUGAAAAGAAACUUGGUACUGUUAUCACUCCAGAUACAUGGAAAGACGGUGCAAGGAAUACCACAGAAAGUGGUGGAAGAAAGUUGAAUGAAAAUAAAGCUUUGACCUCAAAAAAAGCAAGAUUCGAUCCAUAUGGAAAGAAUAAAUUUUCCACUUGCAGAAUUUGUAAAAGUUCUGUGCACCAACCCGGUUCUCAUUACUGCCAGGGCUGUGCCUACAAAAAGGGCAUCUGUGCAAUGUGUGGGAAAAAGGUCUUGGAUACCAAGAACUACAAACAAACGUCUGUCUAGAUGUAUUGAUGAAGUUUCUGGCUUUCUGUAUCAUUUUGCUUCUUGCUUUAAAUUUUCAAGGUGUAUCAUAGUUGUUCAAGUUACAAAAUAACAUGUUUUAAGACAAGUUUAAACCAGGGAAGUUGAUUGGUAUUCAUUCUUUUGCUCUCAAGAAGUUCUGAAUGGCAACAAUGUAACUAAGGCUCCUGUAUUUUCUUUAUAAGCAUGUUACUGAACUGGAAUUAAGUGGCAAAUUUAACAACAAAAAAAAUUUUCCCAGUUCUAUAUGCACUUUUUAUUUAACAUUAUUCAUAUAAUUCUUCUCCCUCUCCUUUAUUUAUAGAUAUUGCAAAAGUGAGAAGGAAACUAUUGAUAUUUGCUCAGAACUUGGCAUCCAGACUUAUAAUUCUACCUUCAUUCCCUUGCGGGUUGCAUAGUUCUUAGAAUCAUAGUUCUAAUUAAUUGCAGCUUCACAGAGUAUUUAAAUAUCUGAGACCAUUAUUGCUGAAUGGUUCCUUAGUAAUUAGCCAAGAGCCAAAUCAAACACAAGUUGUAUUUAUGGUUUUUAAAACUUUGUUCUUGAAGCCAAAGUGCUAAUACCUUUCAUCUGAGAACAAGAACACAAGGGACACCCCAUAUAUGUCCAAAUAAAUACACUGGAUUUCAGAAAAACAUGUCAUACACAUUACCUUGAAUUCAUACUGUCAUAAAAGCCCGGAGAACAGUGUUCAUCCAUGAUGAUGUAUAAUGAAAAUGAAACGCCACUCUUUGGGAAAGUUGUUUUGAAGCAGAAAUCUAACUUCUUGUAUUUCCCCCCCGCCCCCCAAAAGAAAGAAAUAGAACAAAACGAACAUUUUGAUAUAUAUAUACGCAUAUAUAUGUGUAUAUAUGCGUAUAUAUAUGUAUAUAUAUAAAUUUUUUAGGUUUCAAAGAAAGAUUUUUGUCUUAAUGCUGCCCUCAUUGGAAACCUGCAGCCUACUAGGGGAGACCAAAAAAGUAUUCCCUUGUUACCAAGUAUAGUAUGUAUAAAUACUUAUCACUAUAAAAUGUGUAGAAUAGGUAACAUGUGCUAUACAUAGUAUAGAUAUUGAUUUUUUCUAUUAAAGUUAUUAUGGAAAGUAAAGUUUUAACUGUUUAUAAGGUUGUUUAGUGUUUCUAGGAUAUGUUGUUAUUCAUAUUCUGAAAGAUCACAAGGAGAAUGUAAAAUACAAUAAAUAACGAUAGCUGUGAAGACAGGAAGUAUCUUUUCAUGCUUUAAUCACUUUGGGGAUUUUUAGUUAAAAUUACCACAAGGGACUCAUAAUAGGACCCAUUUAGAGAGUGGCCCAGAUCCGUUAAAAGUUGGGUUGGUCGCCUUAGGGAAAGGUGCAUUUCUUAGGUAUUAACUGAGAUCUGGUCUUCCGCAACUCACAUUUCAUAUUCAUACCUUGAGUAGCCUCCUUCCAUAAGUGAUCCAGCGGCCAGACUCAGUUUCUCCUAUGAAGAAUUUUGUUCGUAUUAAAUCACAGAACAGAAUAUAAGUAUUAUAAGUAUUCAUAUUGUUGAAAUAAUAAUAUGACUUCCAUACAUUGACGUUACUAGAUGAGAAGUCAAAUUCCAAAACAAAACAUGAAUUUAAAAUAUUUUUUUAAAAGUCAUAAAAACAGAAACUAUAACAUUAAAUAAGAUGACACAAUUGCGGCCAAACAUAGUUUUCAUCAAAGUGAAUGUAAAAGUGAUGAAAUAAGAUAUUUUUUUAAAUCUCAGACUGUAUCUAAAUAUAUACAGAGGGUGCCAAAAAAAUGCAUACACAUUUUAAGAAAGGAAAAAUACUUAAAAUUGUAAUACUCAAUAUAUACCGAUAAUAACAGAUGAAUACAAGUCAUGUGUAUACUUUUUUUUGACACCUCCAGUAUAUUAGAACAACUUAAAUACCAAUAGAACACUUCUUCAAUACAUUUAUUCGUUAGAAUAUGUAGCCAUCAAGAUGAUAUAAGAAUUACAUAUAUGUGCAGAAGUUUGGGUAUACAUAUAGGAAACAUCUGAAAGCUAUUAGUGUUGUUUUUUCUGAGCAGUGGAACUCAGGGUUGAGAAAAGAGAGACUUAACCCUUUACAACUUCAUGCCAAUCACCUAAUACUUUUUAGUCCUAGUUCCCUUACCUAGGGGAGCAGGAGAGUACUACUAAUUUUAGUAUCCUAGAUAGACAUUUACAUGCACAUGCAUGUAUUUGUUUUGAGAAUUUUAAAUAGAAAAAAUACAUAUAUUCUG
Molecule: messenger RNA, 2655 nt
Organism: Rhinolophus ferrumequinum (greater horseshoe bat)
Lineage: Eukaryota; Metazoa; Chordata; Mammalia; Chiroptera; Rhinolophidae
Gene: CRIPT
Product: CXXC repeat containing interactor of PDZ3 domain
Exons: 5
Coding region: 122-427 (101 amino acids)
Biological process (GO): cytoplasmic microtubule organization
Cellular component (GO): dendrite
Molecular function (GO): microtubule binding; PDZ domain binding
Source: RefSeq, a predicted model, not a curated record